Messenger RNA from Cyphomyrmex costatus, 363 nucleotides. RefSeq lists its product as uncharacterized. The transcript has a single exon. Lineage: Eukaryota; Metazoa; Arthropoda; Insecta; Hymenoptera; Formicidae. Bases 1 to 363 code for a protein of 120 amino acids. The record is from RefSeq and is a predicted model, not a curated record.
AUGGUAGACGCAGCGACGGUGGAGUUUUCAAAGAAUGCCAAUUUGGUAAAAAAAUUUGAACGAAAUGAAAUUAAUGUAUCUGAUGCAGAGGAUAUUUCAGAAAAUGGUCCGAAAUUGCCAUAUUGUCUUGCCGGAGACGAAGCGUUCCCUUUAAAAGAGUACUUGCUUCGACCAUAUCCGGGAAAAGGCGGACUGACCAAAGAGACAAAUAUUUUUAACUAUCGUCUAAGCCGUGCCAGGCAAAAAAUUGAAAAUUUGUUUGGUGCUAUUACCUGUCAUUGGCGAAUACUGAGAAAGCCAAUAAUUGGUAAAGUAGAAACAGUGGAAAAAAUUGUGCAAGCUAUUAUUUGUUUGCAUAAUUGA